Rubroshorea leprosula is the source of this 1295-nucleotide messenger RNA. Lineage: Eukaryota; Viridiplantae; Streptophyta; Magnoliopsida; Malvales; Dipterocarpaceae. The record is from the annotation of a GenBank genome assembly.
AGUUCCUGCCUUUGAAUAAAAAUGCUGUUUCUUCAUUAGCUAUUAUUGGUCCAAUGGCUAACAGCAAAAUCAGCUUGGGUGGUGACUAUACAGGAUUUCCUUGUGAACCAAAGAGCCUUCUUGAUGGGCUUCAAGACUAUGUAAAACAGGCAUCUUAUGCAUCUGGGUGCAAUAAUAUCUCUUGUGAUUCACGCUCUGGGUUUGAUGAGGGCAUUCUUGCUGCCAAGGAAGCUGAUUUCGUUAUUGUAGUUGCUGGGCUGGAUAUAUCUCAAGAAACUGAAGAGCAUGACCGAGUUAGUCUUCUUUUACCUGGUAAACAGAAGGACCUGGUUUCUUCUGUUGCCAAUGCUAGCAAAAGACCAAUAAUUCUGGUUCUGACUGGUGGUGGACCACUUGAUGUAUCAUUUGCUAAAAGAGACUCAAAAUUUGCAAGCAUUCUUUGGAUUGGAUACCUUGGGGAAGCUGGUGGAAAGGCACUUGCAGAAGUCAUCUUUGGGGAUUUCAAUCCAGGUGGAAGACUUCCAAUGACUUGGUAUCCAGAGUCAUUCACCAAGGUGCCCAUGAAUGACAUGAACAUGCGUGCUGACCCUACUCGUGGUUAUCCUGGGAGGACCUAUAGAUUUUAUGAAGGGAACCAAGUGUAUGGCUUUGGACAAGGCCUAAGCUAUACUGAUUUCACUUACAAGUUUUUAUCAGUGCCAAGCAAAUUAAGUGUAGCAGGGUGCUUUACAGCUGCUUGUAGUCCAAACAUACUGCAUCAAAACCAAGAAAGGCUCAGAUAUCUCCAUAUUGAUGAGGUAAAAUCUUGUGAUUCAUUGAGAUUCUAUGUACAUAUUUCCGUGGAAAAUGUUGGAGAUAUGGAUGGAAGUCAUGUGGUCAUGUUAUUCUCUUCCUCACCAAAACUUUUCAAAGGCAUUCCACGUAAACAGCUGAUUGGAUUUGAUCGCAUGCAUACCGUUUCUCAUCAAUCAACCAAAACAAGCAUCUUAGUCAAUCCUUGUGAACAUCUCAGUAUUGCAGAUGAGAAUGGUAAAAGAGUAUUGCCCCUGGGCAAUCAUGUUCUGUUGCUAGGAGAAGAAGUCAAACAUUCUAUGUCCAUUGAAGCUUAUUGAUACCACUGAGACUGAUUCAAACACAAAUCUGUAUAUAUUAUUUUGCAUCAAUAAUGGAUUGCAAAUUGUUGAGCAGCAUAUGUUCCAUUAUUAUAUAGCUUGUGUUCAUAUUUCUCAACAUAAGAUCAUGUUCUUGUCCUGUAGUGAUUGAACAGACAUGUCACGGGCUUUCCUCUUGUAUUU